AUGGACCGGAUCGUGUCUCUGUGCUACAAGCUGGACCGGAUCGACCUCUGUGCUAAAAGAUGGACCGGAUCGCGUCUCUGUGCUACAAGCCGGACCGGAUCGUGUAGCCUGUGCUGUGUGACGGACCGGAUCGUACCCAUGUGUUGCAACCCGGACCGGAUUGGGCUCUGUGCUGCGAGCCGGACCAAAUCGGAUCUCUGUGCUACAAGCCAGGCCGGAUCGGGUUUCUGUGCUACAAGCCGGACCGGACCGGGUCCCCUGUGCUGUGUGCCGGACCGGAUCGUACCCCUGUGUUGCGACCCGGACCGGAUUCGGCCUCUGUGCUGUGACCCGGGCCGAUUCUGGUCUCUGUGCGGCGAGCAGGACUGGAUCAGGUCUCUGUGUUAUAAGCCAGAACGGAUUGCGUCUCUGUACUGCGAGCCGGACCGGAUUGGGUAUCUGUGCUACAAGCUGGACCGGAUCUGA
Messenger RNA from Carcharodon carcharias (great white shark), 465 nucleotides. RefSeq names its product keratin-associated protein 4-9-like. The record is from RefSeq and is a predicted model, not a curated record. Lineage: Eukaryota; Metazoa; Chordata; Chondrichthyes; Lamniformes; Lamnidae. The transcript has a single exon. Bases 1 to 465 code for a protein of 154 amino acids.